Lycium ferocissimum is the source of this 2395-nucleotide messenger RNA. Its product is annotated as lectin-domain containing receptor kinase VI.3-like. Lineage: Eukaryota; Viridiplantae; Streptophyta; Magnoliopsida; Solanales; Solanaceae. The transcript has 2 exons. The record is from RefSeq and is a predicted model, not a curated record. Gene Ontology annotation, biological process: protein phosphorylation. The coding region runs from base 259 to 2301 and encodes 680 amino acids. Gene Ontology annotation, molecular function: carbohydrate binding; protein kinase activity; ATP binding. Gene Ontology annotation, cellular component: plasma membrane.
CUUUUUUUCCCUCUCAUCUGCUACUUUAAGGUCAACCUGUAACGACUUUGAUAUGAUUAUUUCUCUUUUAAAGGUUUUCUUUGGGCAUUCAAACUUGCAAUUCCCGUUACUUUUGUUUGUUGCAAAGUCUCCCCAUAAAUUAAUGGGGCCAUUGACUUUGAAAAUAAUACCUCUCCAAACUUCCAUUUGCUUCUUUUCCGUGUAGGGCAUGUCAAUAUAAAUAUUGCUCAAAACUUAACUAGUUCUUCCAACAGCUCCAUGGACAACCCCUAUUGUCUAGUUAUUCUUGCAUUCUUUUACACUAUUCUUGUACGAGCUCAAUCUUUUAAUUUUCUUUACAAUGGAUUCAAUAAUUCAGAUAUUAUCAGAGAUGGAGUUGCAAUUAUCAAUCCUAGUGGUGCACUUAAGCUCACUAAUAGAUUAUAUCAUGUUAUAGGCCAUGCUUUCCACCCCAAUCCUAUACCAAUUUUCAACUCAAGUUCUAAUUCCCUUGCUAAAAAUGCUUCUUCAUUUAGUACAUACUUCGUUUUCGCCAUUGUCCCUCUUGAGAAAACUUCAGGUGGCUUUGGCUUUACUUUCACCUUAUCUCCAUCCCGGGGUUUCCCAGGUGCUCAAGACGAUCACUUUCUUGGAGUCCUCAACUCGAUAAACGAUGGAAAUCGUACUAACCAUAUAUUUAUGGUUGAAUUUGACACUGUGAAUGGUCACAAUGAAGGUGUGGACACAGAUGGAAAUCACAUUGGAGUCAACAUCAAUGGCAUGGCGUCUAUCGCAUCACAACCAGCCAAUUACUAUGUGGAUGGAACUUCUAAAACAGAGGAGGUAAAUCUACAAAGAGGAGAAUCAAUUCAGGCUUGGGUUGAUUAUGAUGGAGUGAACAAAGUGGUAAAUGUAACUAUAGCUCCCAUAUCAGUUUCAAAGCCAAUUAAACCUCUGAUCACUGAGGGCAUAGAUUUGUCCCCUGUGUUGAAGGAAACAAUGUAUACUGGUUUCUCAGCAGCCACGGGAGAUAAUAAAGCGAGCUCUCAUUACAUAUUAGGUUGGAGUUUUCGGUUGAAUGGAGCUGCUGAUCCUUUAAAUCUUGCUAAGCUACCUCUUGCUCCACCUGAAGUGGAAAGAUCUUCCAAGAAUUCCCAUCUCAAAAGGGCCUUAAUCGCAUCAUUUUCCUCUGCGGUUAUCCUGAUCCUUGGAGCAUUUUUAUCUGUUUAUAUCUACAGAAGGAUGAGGCAACAUGAAGUUCUAGAGGACUGGGAGUUGGAUUGUCCUCACAGGUUCCGAUAUAGAGAUCUUUACAAGGCAACCAAGGGAUUCAAGGUGAGUGAACUAAUUGGAGUUGGAGGCUUUGGUGCUGUUUACAAGGGUGUUUUGCCAACUAACGGAGCCGAGGUUGCGGUGAAGAAGAUAUCAAGCAAUUCUCUUCAAGGAAUGAGAGAAUUUGCAGCGGAGAUCGAAAGCUUAGGCAGGUUAAGGCACAAACACUUAGUGAACCUUCAAGGCUGGUGCAAGACCAAGAAUGAUCUUCUCCUAGUGUAUGACUUUGUCCCCAACGGGAGUCUUGAUUCGUUACUUUAUAGACCGAAAACGAACGUCGUUCUAGCAUGGGAUCAGAGGUUUAACAUCGUAAAAGGGAUCGCUGCAGGGCUUCUUUACUUGCACGAAGAAUGGGAUCAAGUGGUAAUACAUCGAGAUGUGAAGAGCAGUAACGUGUUAAUAGAUGGUGAAAUGAAUGGCAAAUUAGGAGAUUUUGGGCUAGCUAGAUUAUACGACCACGGCAAGAAUUCACACACUACGAAUGUUGUUGGAACAAUAGGGUACAUCGCACCAGAAUUGACACGAAUGGGGAAGGCCUCAACGAGCACGGAUGUGUACGCGUACGGUGUACUACUACUUGAAGUAGCUAGUGGAAGGUCACCUAUUAUCUAUGAACCGGGGAAAGGAGCGUUAAUACUAGCAGAUUGGGUGAUAGAAUGUUUUCAACUAGGUAAUAUUUUUGAUGCAGUUGAUCCUAGGUUGAAGAAUUCUGGCUAUGUAGAUAAAGAGGUGAAAAUGGUAUUAGGACUUGGGCUUAUUUGUUCUCACCCAAGACCAGAAUCUAGGCCAACAAUGAGACAAGUUAUGAGGUACCUCAGUGGAGAUGAAUCACUUCCAAUAUUUGAGCAGUUGAGCUCUAUUGGAUCUGGUAGGGUUGAUGAAAUCACAUCCAAGUUCUUGGAAGUGUUUGCUAGUGAUACAAUCAAUUUAUCACGACGUUCGUUAUCCGUCGGACAGAUAUCAUCUAGUUCGCUAAAUGCUGGUAGAUAGAAACUGGGAACUAAUUCUGUAUAAAGGACAUACACUGUUCUUUUGUUUUGUUUAAGCACUUUGUUGGGAUUAAGUAGCUUCUAUUUACCCAAAA